Manis pentadactyla (Chinese pangolin) is the source of this 3313-nucleotide messenger RNA. RefSeq names its product dishevelled binding antagonist of beta catenin 2 (gene DACT2). Gene Ontology annotation, biological process: negative regulation of nodal signaling pathway. Gene Ontology annotation, cellular component: cytoplasm. Bases 250 to 2514 code for a protein of 754 amino acids. The record is from RefSeq and is a predicted model, not a curated record. NCBI's taxonomy places the organism in Eukaryota, Metazoa, Chordata, Mammalia, Pholidota, Manidae. The transcript has 4 exons.
CCGGUGUCUGACCCCUGCGCCCUGCCCUUCUUGCGGGCCCCCGAGGGUCACAGUCCCUCCGUCCAGGCGCGGGCUGGGUCGACGGGGCGGGCCAGCGGCCACGGACCUGGGGCGUGUGCAGACACCGCCUUCCGCGGCCACCGAUAGGUCCCACCCCACCUUGGCGACCUGCGGGCCGGGGCGGGGAGAGGCGGCGCCUGAGGCCGCGCGCACGGCCGGGAGCCCGGAGCCCGGACCCGCGCGGGAGGGAUGUGGGCGCCGGGUGGCGCGCCGGGGCCCGCGGGCUGGGACCGCCGCAGGGUGGGAGCCCGGCUGCGCGCGGCGCUCGCGGGGCUGCACGAGCUGCAGGGGCUGCGCGCCAGGCAGCAGGCGCGCGUGCGGGGCGCCCUGGCCAUGCUCCCCGCGCCCGCGCCCCCAGCACCACGCGGCCCGCGCGCCCACGAGCUGCGGCUGGAUGCGGCGCUGACUGCGCUGCAGGAACAGCUGAACCACUUACGGCACCAGGACAUCGGCCUGAAAACCCACCUGGACCAGCUGGACCAGCAGAUCAGCAAGCUGCAGCUGGGCAUGCGCAGAACCUCCGCCGAGGGCCCAGACAGCGACAGCAGACCCAGCUCAGGUUUCUACGAGCUGAGCGACGGCGGCUCCUGCUCCCUGUCUGCCUCCUGCACAUCUGUGUGCAGUGACCGCGUGUCCUCCUCCCUGAGCGCCUUGCUGCCCACCACCCUCACCUCCCGGCCUGGUGCAGGGGACUGCCGGCCCCACUCGGCCGACGAGACCACAGUGCACGGGGCCCCCCUGUCGGCAUGGAGACCCCAGGCCGCCGAGGAGGGCUCAGCCAGACCCAGGCCGGUGUCCACAGGUGACCUGGAACGAGUCAUAGCGGCCAAGGUGGGCCUCCAGAAAGCCAGCGCAGAACCCAGGCCCGCUUCUCUCCUCUGCCACAUGCUGGACCCCAAGUACCAGCGAGACCUGGUGUCCAAAGGUGGCAGGGAGGCAUACCUGUACCCCAGCCCCCUGCAUGCCGUGGCCCUGCAGAGCCCUCUUUUCGCUCUGACCAGGGAGACCCCACAGAGGGACGGUCCCUCGCCCCCUAGUGAGCCCCCUCCGGGCUCCCCAGGCCCAAGCUCCAUCCAGACCCCACAGGUCCUUCGGGCUGGCCCGGCCGCAGCCUAUAUAGACAGGCUGCUGCGGCUGCGGGGCCACAGGAUGCCCCCAAGGGCCAGUGCGAGUGAGCAGGAACCCACAGGGCACCAGGGGCCCCCGGGCCUGAAGGAGCCCAGUGGCCAGAGAGCAGACAGCAAGGGCAGCCCGCAGAAGCUGGCCUGCAGCCCAGGGAGUGCGGGAGCCGGAGGGGUGGCUCCAAGGGGGGACGCCGGCGGGGACAGCCUCGAGCAGCAGGGCCCUGCUCUCCUUGUGGGCGCCCCCCGCCCCAGCAGCCUCCCAGAGGAGGGGCCUAAGCCCUCAAGGGGCUGUACACGUGGGGAGAGCAUUCCAGGCGCCCCUCAGCCGGGGCAUGGCCAGGCUCCUGCUCCCUGCUCCUGGGCCCCCCGGGCAGCUCUCGGCUGCCAGAAGGGCACUGCCAUCUCCCUGGCAGGCAAGGCGGGCAGGGAGAUUCCCUCGCCGGUCCCCCGGCACCCUGCCCACACUCCCGUCGUGGCUGGUGCAGGGCUGAAAACAGGCCACCCCAAGAAAAAGGCUGUGAAGAUCAAGAAGGGGGCUGGGGACCCAGCCCUGAGAUCUGGGAGGCAGCGACCGCCCCAGGGUGCCCCUGCAGCCCCCCAGCUGCCCCCCGAGUGGGGGCUUGGUCUCAGAAGGGGGCCCACCCUGGUUGGGGAGGCACCCGGCCGCUCCUGCUCUGAGCCCAGACUCUACCCGGUGCCCUUCCUCAUCCCGCUGCUGGUGGCCUGCCGAGAGGGCCACCGGGCGUCGGCCCAGGCCCUGCUCCCCUUGGAGGCAGCCCCCCUCCCUCUCGCCACGGCCGGCAGGGAGACCAGGGGGAGGCAGUUCAGGUGGUUGUCGGCGGUGGAGGUCUCUGCCAGGGCACGGCCUGCUGGCAUCCCUGAGCCCAGCCUGGCGCCCCGCCGGCCCACAGCAAGGAGAGGGGGUGGCCUGCGGCUGCGACCUUUAUGUGCCCAGGCCAGGUCCCAGUUGCCCUGCCAGGGCGGCCAUGCCAGGAGCGAGUCGGAUGGCUCAGAGCACUCAGCUGAGUGUGCGUCUCUGCUCCACUCCACGGUCGCUGAGACCAGCGAGGACCAGGCAAGCGAUCACACCACCAGCCGCUUUGGGGACGGGGAGUCCAGUGGCAGUGACUUGGAGGGUGGUGCCCGGGGCAGUGGGCACAGGCUGGCCUGGCCUCGGGCCACCCCCCAACAGCCCCCGCUGGCCCCUGCCAGGUCCAGGUCACUCCUGCCUCUGGUGCCAAAACUGUGCCGCAUCAAAGCAUCCAAGGCCCUGAAGAAGAAGAUCCGCAGGUCCCAACUGGCCACACUGAAGGUCAUGACCAUGGUGUGAGCCUGCAGGGGAGGGACAGCAUCCCCGGCCCAGACCAGGGGACAGGCCUUCCAGGAGAAGCUGUCCCUUGUGGAACCACAGAUGCAGGGCACACUGCAGGCACAAAGGGGCCUUCUGUGGCUGUGGGCCAAAGCAGGCUCUACUCGGCUGUUACCGUGGGUGUGGGCCUGGGGUCAUCUCACCAGUUUGCUUUAUCUCCCAAGUCACUCAGAAGGGAUGGUGAGUGGGUCCCCUGGGCACCCUGGGUCACUGUGACAGUGGGGGUGCAUUUGCCCACCCCAGUAGAGACCUCCCUAGAGAACGCCAAAGCAGAUUUUACCACCAUCCCCAACAUCUCUGCUCUCCUCUGUCAGCAUCUUCCCAGGAUGGACAGCUGUCAGGCAGGCCCCUCGGAUGCCUGGGGCCCCGUCCUCAGGGCUGCUUGCUCUGGCCUUGCUCUGCCAGCUGGGCAGUGUCUGCCCCCCCUUUUAAGCCACUCAUCUCACAAAACCUUCUCUGUAAGAGAUAGUCACAGGACUGGGUACUGGAGAUUGGGCGGGGGCAUGAAUCGCAGGUGAAGCCCUCGACGUGAAUGGAUGUGAAUGGAUGCUCAGAUCACGCUGUUUUUCUUCACCUCCAUCUCCCUCAUGCCGCCCUGCUGGCACGAAGCAGGUGUUCCGGGUCCCCUCCAACCAUCAUGUGGGGCCCUCCCCAGAGGUGGAAAAAUGCACGUUGUGUGAGUCCGGUCCAAACUCUGGUUCCAGCACACAAGUUGAGUAUAAAAGUGUUUUUGAAAAAAAUAACAUUUUUUUCAGUGUUU